AUGGCCAGGGGUGGGCCCAAUCAUAAGGCCAAGGUUUACACUGACCCUUCCUUGCUUCUGCAGGUCUUGGGUCAGAAACCAGAGCUGGUGGCAGACCUUGGCCAGUAUGAAACAGUCAGCAGGGCAGGGGCAGUAGACCCAGCUGGCUUGGUCAAGGUUGCACCCCUUGUGAAAGGGUUGUUGGCUGUUUGCCCCUCAGCCUCUGUUGCUCCAGGACCUUUGAGGCAGGCUUUGCUGUCCAUGCUUACUUCAAUGCCAGAAGUUAACAAGACCAAGUGGAAUGGCAGUACCUGGAGCAACUUGAAGCAAGAUAGGUUGGCCACAAUCUUCUUCCACAUCAGAAAGCUUGCAAGGGACCAAGACCAAAUGAGGCUGUGUGCCAGCAAGCUGAAUGCAAGUUCCUUUCUGCAGUUGCAGGAGCUGGUAAAGAUGGUCAAGCUGCCUGAAGAAGACCAUCAGCCCUUGAAAAAGGGUGAAGAAACCCCCUUGCAAAAGGGUGAGUCCUUGAAAAAGGAUGAGGAUGCAGUUUCUCUGGACUCAUCAGGCAUUCCAAAGAUGUUUCUGACACCAGAGAAACAAGAAGAGAAGCAUCCAAAAGCCAGCUCUGCUUCCCAUGCCAAAUCAUUUAUGAUGAGAAGGGAAGGAUCCUUGCAAAAGGAAAAAGGAACUCAUGCCUUGCAAAAGGCAUUGGGGUAUGGCAGCAAGCCUUGCAAAAGGCCUGCAUCCCUUGAAACUAAAGUGGAAGGAACCCUUGCAAAAGGGAAAAGCCAACCCCAAGGGGUGACAAAGUCCCUUGGGAAAGGGAAGAAAGCCCUUGAGAAAGGGAAGAAAGCCCUUGAAAAAGGGAAGAAAACCCUUGAGAAAGGGAAGAAAGCCCUUGAGAAAGGGAAGAAAGCCCUUGAGAAAGGGAAGAAAACCCUUGAGGAAGGGCACCAAGGGAUGAAAGAUGGCCCUUGGUAUAAUGUGAGGAAGACAAAUGCAAAAAAAACCCAAAGGACCUACCUCACAGGAUGCUUGCAAGAAGGACAAGGGACAAGAAGGAUUUUGAUUGUAGAAGUCCCAGCUACCUGGAGCUCACAGCAUGAAUAUAUCUGUGAUGAGAUCAUGAAGUCCUUGAAAAAGGACAAGAUUGGCAAAGAGGAAGCCUUGCAAAUGAGACAGGAGGAGGAGGAAGAAGAGGAGGAGUGGGAGGGGGAUGAACCUUGGAGAAAUUCCAAGGGAAGGAAGACUGGUGGGGGCACCACCUCUUGGGCUAGGCAAGCCAGAAGAGCUGCCAAGCAAGCCAAGAGGGUGGUGAUGUCCACUGGCAAGCCCCUUGAAAAAGGGGAGGAAGCCCUUGCAAAAGGGAAACCCCUUGAGAAAGGGAACAAGAACAAAGCCCUUGCAAAAGGGACACCCCUUGAGAAAGGGAAAGCCCUUGCAAAAGGGCAAAAUGAAGCCAGGUUCCAGGAGCUGAAGGACAAGCUGACUAAGAGCCUCAAAAAGGGGAAGCUUGGUCCCAGGCUGGAAACUGGCACACCCCUUGAGAAAGGGACAGGAAAUGUUGCCAAAAAGGUGGCAGUUCUGGAGUCAAAGACUGCCACCAACAAGCAGGCAAAAUCCCUUGCAAAAGGGAAGGAGACUGCAGCCCUUGAAAAGGGGUCAGAAAAGAAGCAGUCUCCUGAAGCCCAAUCAGAACCUUUGGCUGUGUUGGUUGAUUGGCACCAUUGCCUGAAAAAUGGUCCCCAGGACACUGUGCUGGUCCAGGACCUGCAGAAGCUCCUUGACAAAGGAGUGGAGGUGCAUGUGCUCUCCUUCUGUGGGGCCAAGCAGGUUCCCAAAGUUGAAAAGGAAAUCUGGGACAAGCUCCCAGAUCUCAUUGACCAACUUCACUGGUGGGGAACCUGCACCAGUCGCACUGGGGUGGGGGGCAAGGCAGAGUAUGCCACAGAGUGGGGCUGCCAGGUGGCCUUUGAUGAUUCAAAGGACAUCUUGCAAGAGCUGGGCUCAUGGGGUGUCAAAACCUAUGGCAUCCAGACACCCAGAGAGAGCCAUGCAUGGAUGCCAGAAAACUCCAGGUUUGCAUCCUUUGCAGAUGCAGUGAAGCAGUUCAUCAGGGAUUACAAUCUUUGUGACUGGCCCCAAUCCUUGCAAAAGGACAAGCCCUUGCCAAAGGGCAAACCCUUGCCAAAGGGCAAGCCCUUGCCAAAGGGCAAGCCCUUGGGAAAGGGCAAGCCCUUGGGAAAGGGCAAGCCCUUGCCAAAGGGCAAGCCCUUGGGAAAGGGCAAGCAUCUCCCCAGCAGUGGCAGCAAGUCCUUGAAAAAGGACAAGCCCUUGAAAAAGGGCAAGCUGUGUGCUAAGAACCUCAAGAGACUUGGCAACCUUUCUUUGCAAGAGAAGGUUACUGCAGUUUGUGAGGAGCACACUGAUGAAGAAGAUGCUGCCAAGGCCUUGAAAAAGGCCAUGACUCCUGCAGAGAAUGCAAAGGAGGAGGCCAAGGAGCUGAAGCAGCUUGCCAACAAGGCAGCCAGCAAAGCUUCUAGCAUGUGCACUUCCUCAGCCAUGAAAAAUGCAAAGAGGCUGAGAGGGUGGAAGAAGGAUAUGGAUCUGGGUGCAGACACAGAAGGAGAAACCCCAUCCACAAGUUCUGCACCCAGCAACUUGGCUACAAAGCUAUUGUCCCUUUGGGCACAUGGCAAGCUCUCUGCAGUGGAAGUGCAAAAGCUCUCCAACCUGGCCACACUUGAUGGUUGCAGCCAUCCUGAAGUUGCAACUCUUGGAGCAGCUGGGAAUUUUGGAGAGCAGCCAGGAAAUUGCCACAGGGCCUUGGUAAGGUCCUUCUGCAACCAGCUGUCAGUGCCUGUCCCUGGCAACAGUAGCAGGCUUGUGAGAGGAGAUGCCCUGCAUAUCCUGUUCACAAAAGGUUUGUAUGGGAUGCUCCUUAAUGCAAAAGGAAACCCCUUGCAAAAGGGCACUGCCACCUUAGCCCUGGAGCUCUUUGGACAUCCCUUGGGAAAGGGAAAGAUACCAGCACUGAUAAGGGUCCUUGAGAAAGGACAGCAAUCCUUGCAAAAGGAGUCCUUGGAAAAGGAUAGCAAUCCUUGCAAAAGGAUGGCCAGGGGUGGGCCCAAUCAUAAGGCCAAGGUUUACACUGACCCUUCCUUGCUUCUGCAGGUCUUGGGUCAGAAACCAGAGCUGGUGGCAGACCUUGGCCAGUAUGAAACAGUCAGCAGGGCAGGGGCAGUAGACCCAGCUGGCUUGGUCAAGGUUGCACCCCUUGUGAAAGGGUUGUUGGCUGUUUGCCCCUCAGCCUCUGUUGCUCCAGGACCUUUGAGGCAGGCUUUGCUGUCCAUGCUUACUUCAAUGCCAGAAGUUAACAAGACCAAAUGGAAUGGCAGUACCUGGAGCAACUUGAAGCAAGAUAGGUUGGCCACAAUCUUCUUCCACAUCAGAAAGCUUGCAAGGGACCAAGACCAAAUGAGGCUGUGUGCCAGCAAGCUGAAUGCAAGUUCCUUUCUGCAGUUGCAGGAGCUGGUAAAGAUGGUCAAGCUGCCUGAAGAAGACCAUCAGCCCUUGAAAAAGGGUGAAGAAACCCCCUUGCAAAAGGGUGAGUCCUUGAAAAAGGAUGAGGAUGCAGUUUCUCUGGACUCAUCAGGCAUUCCAAAGAUGUUUCUGACACCAGAGAAACAAGAAGAGAAGCAUCCAAAAGCCAGCUCUGCUUCCCAUGCCAAAUCAUUUAUGAUGAGAAGGGAAGGAUCCUUGCAAAAGGAAAAAGGAACUCAUGCCUUGCAAAAGGCAUUGGGGUAUGGCAGCAAGCCUUGCAAAAGGCCUGCAUCCCUUGAAACUAAAGUGGAAGGAACCCUUGCAAAAGGGAAAAGCCAACCCCAAGGGGUGACAAAGUCCCUUGGGAAAGGGAAGAAAGCCCUUGAAAAAGGGAAGAAAGCCCUUGAGAAAGGGAAGAAAGCCCUUGAGAAAGGGAAGAAAGCCCUUGAGAAAGGGAAGAAAGCCCUUGAGAAAGGGAAGAAAACCCUUGAGGAAGGGCACCAAGGGAUGAAAGAUGGCCCUUGGUAUAAUGUGAGGAAGACAAAUGCAAAAAAAAACAAAAGGACCUACCUCACAGGAUGCUUGCAAGAAGGACAAGGGACAAGAAGGAUUUUGAUUGUAGAAGCCCCAGCUACCUGGAGCUCACAGCAUGAAUAUAUCUGUGAUGAGAUCAUGAAGUCCUUGCAAAAGGACAAGAUUGGCAAAGAGGAAGCCUUGCAAAUGAGACAGGAGGAGGAGGAGGAGGAAGAAGAGGAGGAGUGGGAGGAGGAUGAACCUUGGAGAAAUUCCAAGGGAAGGAAGACUGGUGGGGGCACCACCUCUUGGGCUAGGCAAGCCAGAAGAGCUGCCAAGCAAGCCAAGAGGGUGGUGAUGUCCACUGGCAAGCCCCUUGAAAAAGGGGAGGAAGCCCUUGCAAAAGGGAAACCCCUUGAGAAAGGGAACAAGAACAAAGCCCUUGCAAAAGGGACACCCCUUGAGAAAGGGAAAGCCCUUGCAAAAGGGCAAAAUGAAGCCAGGUUCCAGGAGCUGAAGGACAAGCUGACUAAGAGCCUCAAAAAGGGGAAGCUUGGUCCCAGGCUGGAAACUGGCACACCCCUUGAGAAAGGGACAGGUGCAAGCAGCAGCAAUGCUGCACCCCUUGAAAAAGGGGAAAAAAAACCUCUUGAAAAAGAGGAGGCAACAGCCCUUGAAAAAGGGCAAUUCCUUGAAAAAGGAAAUGUUGCCAAAAAGGUGGCAGUUCUGGAGUCAAAGACUGCCACCAACAAGCAGGCAAAAUCCCUUGCAAAAGGGAAGGAGACUGCAGCCCUUGAAAAAGGGUCAGAAAAGAAGCAGUCUCCUGAAGCCCAAUCAGAACCUUUGGCUGUGUUGGUUGAUUGGCACCAUUGCCUGAAAAAUGGUCCCCAGGACACUGUGCUGGUCCAGGACCUCAUGGCCCUGCAGAAGCUCCUUGACAAAGGAGUGGAGGUGCAUGUGCUCUCCUUCUGUGGGGCCAAGCAGGCCCCCAAAGUUGAAAAGGAAAUCUGGGACAAGCUCCCAGAUCUCAUUGACCAACUUCACUGGUGGGGAACCUGCACCAGUCGCACUGGGGUGGGGGGCAAGGCAGAGUAUGCCACAGAGUGGGGCUGCCAGGUGGCCUUUGAUGAUUCAAAGGACAUCUUGCAAGAGCUGGGCUCAUGGGGUGUCAAAACCUAUGGCAUCCAGACACCCAGAGAGAGCCAUGCAUGGAUGCCAGAAAACUCCAGGUUUGCAUCCUUUGCAGAUGCAGUGAAGAAGAAAAUGCCAAUUUCCAAGAUGGCAAAACCCUUGAAAAAGGGAAUUUUGAAAAACACGCCCUUGCAAAAGGACAAGCCCUUGCAAAAGGGCAAGCCCUUGCCAAAGGGCAAGCCCUUGCCAAAGGGCAAGCCCUUGGGAAAGGGCAAGCCCUUGCCAAAGGGCAAGCCCUUGCCAAAGGGCAAGCCCUUGGGAAAGGGCAAGCAUCUCCCCAGCAGUGGCAGCAAGUCCUUGAAAAAGGGCAAGCCCUUGAAAAAGGGCAAGCUGUGUGCUAAGAACCUCAACAGACGUGGCAACCUUUCUUUGCAAGAGAAGGUUGCUGCAGUUUGUGAGGGGCACACUGAUGAAGAAGAUGCUGCCAAGGCCUUGAAAAAGGCCAUGACUCCUGCAGAGAAUGCAAAGGACAAGGAGGUGGAGGAUGAGGAGCAGGAUGAGGAGAAGGAUGAUGAAGAUCCUGCGCUGAGAGGGUGGAAGAAGGAUAUGGAUCUGGGUGCAGACACAGAAGGAGACACCCCAUCCACAAGUUCUGCACCCAGCAACUUGGCUACAAAGCUAUUGUCCCUUUGGGCACAUGGCAAGCUCUCUGCAGUGGAGUGCAAAAGCUCUCCAACCUGGCCACACUUGAUGGUUGCAGCCAUCCUGAAGUUGCAACUCUUGGAGCAGCUGGGAAUUUUGAAGAGCAGCCACGAAAUUGCCACAGGGCCUUUGGUAAGGCCCUUCUGCAACCAGCUGUCAGUGCCUGACAAGCCCUUGCCAAAGGGCAAACCCUUGCCAAAGGGCAAGCCCUUGCCAAAGGGCAAGCCCUUGGGAAAGGGCAAGCCCUUGGGAAAGGGCAAGCCCUUGCCAAAGGGCAAGCCCUUGGGAAAGGGCAAGCAUCUCCCCAGCAGUGGCAGCAAGUCCUUGAAAAAGGACAAGCCCUUGAAAAAGGGCAAGCUGUGUGCUAAGAACCUCAAGAGACUUGGCAACCUUUCUUUGCAAGAGAAGGUUACUGCAGUUUGUGAGGAGCACACUGAUGAAGAAGAUGCUGCCAAGGCCUUGAAAAAGGCCAUGACUCCUGCAGAGAAUGCAAAGUGGAAGUGCAAAAGCUCUCCAACCUGGCCACACUUGAUGGUUGCAGCCAUCCUGAAGUUGCAACUCUUGGAGCAGCUGGGAAUUUUGGAGAGCAGCCAGGAAAUUGCCACAGGGCCUUGGUAA
Cladocopium goreaui is the source of this 6486-nucleotide messenger RNA. NCBI's taxonomy places the organism in Eukaryota, Dinophyceae, Suessiales, Symbiodiniaceae. The record is from the annotation of a GenBank genome assembly.